GCGCAUGAACCAUCACGCUGAGAUCCUUUUCGGCAAGGACCACCUCUAUGAACCGAACUUUGUUGCCCCCAUGCAGCCACCUGCCGAAGCUGAAGAGGAGGAGCUACUUGGCGUAGAGUACGCUUACUCGCAAUCAUCUAAGUCGGCCUUUUCAUCAAAGGAGUACUACAUAGAUAAAGCUAAAGAGGAGCAUGCGGCUGAAGAGGAUGAUAACGAUGGCAACAAUGAUGAGGAGGACGAAGGGAUUGAAGAUGCUGCAACCGAUGAUGCGGAUGAUUCUACCGUCUCUAGCUCCAUGGAUGCGUGUUGA
Priapulus caudatus is the source of this 310-nucleotide messenger RNA. RefSeq lists its product as uncharacterized. Lineage: Eukaryota; Metazoa; Priapulida; Priapulimorpha; Priapulimorphida; Priapulidae. Bases 5 to 310 code for a protein of 101 amino acids. The record is from RefSeq and is a predicted model, not a curated record. The transcript is spliced from 2 exons.